This is a messenger RNA of Fusarium redolens, 731 nucleotides long. Its product is annotated as Rdx family-domain-containing protein. NCBI's taxonomy places the organism in Eukaryota, Fungi, Ascomycota, Sordariomycetes, Hypocreales, Nectriaceae. Bases 315 to 731 code for a protein of 138 amino acids. The record is from RefSeq and is a predicted model, not a curated record. The transcript has 2 exons.
CAUUACUGUACAACUGGAGGGGCAAAGGAUCUCCCCUCAUAUAGUAUAGUAUACAGCCAAUUACAAUCCCUGUCUAAGGUAUCUCAGCCUUGAGGGCAUAGAUCCCAUACUCUUUCAGUCUCGAUUCUUCCCUUCGAAGCUCAACAUUAAGAUCAUUUAGUGGAGGAGUUGGUUGCUGAAAUCAAGCUCUGAUCCCUCAACGCCUCAGAGUUGAAAACUCAAAAGUCCAGCCCAGCCAAGCCAAGAAUAAACCACGACGUUCCCGGAAACGACUGCAUAACAAAACCAGCAACUGAGAGACGGCGGGAAAAAUCAUGACAAGCCAGGCGUCGACGCAAACGCCUCUUCCCCGCGUUUCUAUCCAGUUUUGCACGCAGUGUAAAUGGAUGUUACGAGCUGCCUAUUAUGCUCAAGAACUCCUCUCCACAUUCUCAACAGGUCUCGGUGAAGUUGCUCUUCAGCCUUCUACAGGCGGGACUUUCAUCGUGACUAUCACGCAUCAAGCCCCCGGUGCAGAGAUUGCUUCUACAAAAACCCUCUGGGAUCGACGGGAAGAUGGAGGCUUUCCUGAGACGAAGGAGCUUAAGAGGAGGGUGAGAGAUGUUAUUGAACCAGGAAGAGAUCUAGGCCAUGUUGAUAGGGAUCAUGGGAAGAAGAAGGAGGAGAGUAAGAAGGAUGAGACAGCGAAAGACAAGCCAGUUGAGGCGGAGAAAUGUGACGAUUGUCAGUAG